UCUAUGGAAAGAGGAAGACACUGGAAGAUGAGAGUGCAGUGGCAAUUUUGUGUUUUCUUCACGAUUUUAGGCUGCCUGGUAUAUGGUGUUCACUGCGAGCCAUCAGUAUUGCCCAGUGAAUGUGCCCCAUGGACACGGCUGUCCAAUGGAAUCAACCAGUACCAGGGAAAGCAGAAUAAAGGCAUGGACAUAGCCUGCAAAGACCACAGCCAUGACAAGUGUGAGCAGCUGGAUUGUGGAGGCAGAUACAACCUAGAUUUUGUUAGUAUGGAGUUAAACGUGUGCAUGGGUCUAGUCUUCCAUCACUGCAACAAUCCUCCAGCUAUAGAGGUCAAUAUACAGCUACCAACUCUAAACAGCACCAUCCACAAACUGAUAGUCCACAACAGCACCAUUCCCGUCCCAGGCCUGAGUAGAAAUGUUGGCAGAAAUCGAGCCGAAGUUGUAUUGUAUGUGGAACUCAUGAGAAGGAACACAACAAGCUUUUUCUUCAGGAUGUCGGGACGUGUUCGUCUGACCACAACCGUGUUUGGUCGUGAGAUCACCGACUGGCCGGAACAUUUACAGAGAGAUAUAAUCACUAUUGACAAUAUCCCAGUGAGUAGAUGUAGCACAACGACCAACGCAACAUUGUCACCACUCAAGGUGUGUGAUGUCAGCGAUUACAUCGGGACCGCUCCGGACUCAACCGUAAAACCUUCUGCACCAAUCAAAAUCACUUCAAUACACUACAAUAAAUCCUGUACAUCGGGAUCGAUGAGACAGUCCCAGUGUGGUUACGGCGAAGCCUGCAUCAACAAUCGCUGUCUGUGUGCCUACGACUACCAGUUAUCCUCUCAUGGUGUCUGUGAUUUUAUCGGAAAAACAAGACCGGGACCUAUACUAAACAUACCUAUCAGUCAAUUGGAUCCAUCCCAACCAGGGGUGCCUCUGUCUGCGGGACAGAAUCAAUCAUCGAACCCCACCAAGGUCAAUAAGACAGCCAUGAUAAUCGGAGGUUCUGUAGGAGCUAUAGUGCUUGUGGCGGUCGUUGUUAUAGUCGUUGUCAUGGUGAUCCGUAAGCGUGGGUCACGGUACCAGGGACGGGAGCUUCUCCUCACUGAGGACGACACUGAUGUAGCAAUAUAAAGCAGCACACAACAUGUGAAUGUGAGAAUGAAGAAACUACUGAGAGUGUUAAUAACUGACAGGUCAGGGGAGGUAACCCCUCAGUUCGGGAGGUGGGCGACACAAGUUAUGAAAAUUAUUUAUAGAUCUGUAAGGCACUGUUUAUUUAUGUAAUGAAGUGAUUCACUUAUUGUAUA
This is a messenger RNA of Pecten maximus, 1304 nucleotides long. RefSeq lists its product as uncharacterized. Bases 4 to 1128 code for a protein of 374 amino acids. Lineage: Eukaryota; Metazoa; Mollusca; Bivalvia; Pectinida; Pectinidae. The transcript has 8 exons. The record is from RefSeq and is a predicted model, not a curated record.